Messenger RNA from Solea solea (common sole), 4614 nucleotides. Its product is annotated as phosphatase and actin regulator 1-like. Gene Ontology annotation, biological process: cell motility; stress fiber assembly. Gene Ontology annotation, molecular function: actin binding. NCBI's taxonomy places the organism in Eukaryota, Metazoa, Chordata, Actinopteri, Pleuronectiformes, Soleidae. The record is from RefSeq and is a predicted model, not a curated record. The transcript has 12 exons. The coding region runs from base 351 to 2189 and encodes 612 amino acids.
UAAUCGCGGAUUAGCUUUAACCGACUGCAGUGUGCAGCUCAGGGAGGGAGAGGCUGCCACUGCCAUUCACUACUCACCCUCCGUUUUAUUAUUAGCUCUCUUGGAUUCAGCAGCAGCAGAGGUGGCUGUAGCUGCAGCCUGCAGGCUUCAUAUUGGGAUCUCAGGUAAAGGUGUGGGAGUAUAGAACGACAGAUUGUGGCUCAGUGGUCGUGGACGCUGUGUGUGUGUGUGUGUGUGCGUGUGCGUGCGCAGUGGACAGGUAUAGGACUCAAUUGAUGGCCCUUUAAUUCCAACCUACACACCGCGCGCGCGGAGGCACUGCUUCGUUUUGAAAAGGAAAAAAAAAAAAAAUGUUCAAGACGGCCAAUUACCCGACGGUGGAUCCUGCGCCCACCAUCAUGCACGGCACUUGGUUUUCCACGGGCUGCCGAGAGAGCGUGCCCGUGGCGGUGGAGAAACCUCGGAAGAAGCCGUUCAGCCUGGUCAAAAUCAUGUCCCUGAGCAGCAAGAAAGGCCACGGCCAGUAUCCGCACCAGCACCACCAGCAGCAGCACCACCAGCAGCAGCAGCAGCACCACCACCACCACCACAACAUGCCCUUUUCCAUCCAUUGUCACAUCGGGAAAGAGAUCAAGCACAUUUGCAGCAAUUGCAGCCGCGGGAACGACACGCAGGACGCUGAGGAAAUAGAGAGGCUGGCCGCCAUGCGCUCCGAGUCCUUGCUCUCCGGCACUCACACUCCACCCAUCCGUAAUCGGAGCAAGUUUGCCACUCUGGGACGUCUCCUGAAGCCGUGGAAGUGGAGGAAGAAGAAGAGUGAGAAGUUCAAGCAGACCUCUGCUGCAUUGGAGAGGAAGAUGUCAAUGCGACAGAGCAGAGACGAGCUGAUCAAGAGAGGAGUGCUGAAGGAGAUCUUUGAAAAAGCAACUGUUGAAUUCCGUUCGUCUAUGGACGGCGGCAUCUACGCUCAGGAGCCCUCAAUGAAGUCGUCUAUGGUCCUGCCGACCAAGAAAUCUGUCACUUUUCCAGGUGACCUUCAGGGUACCCCCGCCAAACCACCGCUGUACCAUAAACAGCCUCCUGCUCUCCCUCCAAAGCCUUUCUCUAGAAUCCCAAACCAUAGCACAGAUUCUUGCCAGCCAGUGAAGUUGCCCUGUAUGCCAGGAGGAAAACACUCCCCGCCUCUGCCUCCCAAGAAAGUGAUGAUCUGUGUGCCUCCAGGGGGACUGGACUCCUCGAACUCCCCUUCCCCGUCGCCCAACCCCCUCAGCGCUCUCCAAAGGUGUGUCUCUCCCCAAGGGAUGUCGUCCCUCCACGGCACCCUGCUGCCCUCCCAGCUCGCCAGCUUGUCCGGUCAUCACUCGAGUCACGGCCACCCGCUCCAGCUCCAGUACGGCAGCUUGCAUGCACCCAGCCGCAUCAUUGAGGAACUGAACAAAACGCUGGCGCUCUCCAUGCAGAGGUUUGAAAGCUCUGCGUUGCAUGGCCUCGGUCAGUGUCUGCCUCUGGACAGGCGAGAAGCACCGUCUGUCAUAAUUGACUACGAGGACGACAAGGAGAACAUGCCCAACGAGUCCGAUUACGAAGACCUACCCAGCAUGUACAAGGACGAGGACGACGAAGUGGACAACGACGAGGACGACGAGGACGACGACGACUCCCUAUUUACAAGCUCCCUGGCUCAGAAGGUUCUGAGAAAAGACUCUCUGGCCAUUAAGCUGAGUAACCGUCCAUCCAAACGAGAGCUGGAAGAAAAGAAUAUCCUGCCCAUGCAGACAGAUGAGGAGAGGCUGGAGUCUAGGCAGCAGAUAGGCACCAAACUCACAAGGCGCUUGAGUCAAAGGCCCACAGCAGAGGAGCUUGAACAGAGGAACAUCCUCAAACGUGAGUGUGCUCGCAAUGAACUCGAGGAAAUUGAGGAGAAGAGGGAGAUAAAACGGCGGCUAACACGAAAGCUGAGCCAGAGGCCGACUGUAGAGGAGCUGAGACUGGCCAAAAUCCUCAUCCGAUUCAGUGACUACGUGGAGGUGUCAGAUGCCCAGGAUUACGACAGACGGGCAGAUAAACCCUGGACCCGGCUCACAGCAGCCGAUAAGGCCACGAUACGGAAGGAACUCAACGAUUUCAAAAGCAAUGAGAUGGAGGUGCACGAGUCAAGUCGCCAUUUAACCAGGUUUCACAGACCAUAGUAGACCACCACUGUCUCGAGCAGCGCCGCACUGGUGCUCUCCUCCACUGAGAACCUUAAGUGCUGGACAGUAAAAUGGUGCCCGUUUCUACAAUAAGGCCAUGUCUUCUGAAAUGCCUUUUUUCAAGACCCACACAACUGAGUCGGUACUACACCACAGGAUGCAGACGCCCACGACUCGAUCCACUGUAGUAGCACACAAUGGCUCCAGUUGUGUAACAUCGCCCCUCUGUGGACUUGGCUCGACUGUCUCUCAAACGCCUCUCUGCUGAGCUCCGCGGCAGGCGCUCAGCUCAGCGGCAGUUUGGACAGCGGACGGGUUUUGUGUUUAUUUUCGCAGGGGGCAACUGUACCGUCACUUCAUCGACUGACACCAGUGGACUUGUCUCAGUGGACAUGUUUUAAUUCUGCCUAUUUAUUAUGCCGUCACUCUGAACUCCUCCGGCCCUUAUGGGCAGCUCUGUAUGAGUACACAGUGUUGAUUGUUCUGAGUUCACUCAGCAGGAGAUCCAUCUCUUACUGCACCUGCUGGGACUUGAGGAGGAGCUGCUUAGAAAGAAACACAAGAGGGAGAGAGGGAGGGAGGGAGAGAGGGAGGGAGGAGUCCCAACAUUAAGAUUAUGUGCAAUAUAGUUUUCUCUUCAGCUUUCCCUAGACUAUAGCACCCCCUGGAGUCUGCUUCAUGUCAUUAUCAUGUAGUCCUGACGUCUCUUCCCUCAUUAUGUGUAAAUUCUCACUGUACCGACAAUGUUGACAUCUAAUUGCUAACUGUGAAUUCGGGAGAUUGGUCAAAGACGACUGCGCUCUCUCCAAAUGUACAUUUUGUUUAUACCAAGUAAGGGAGGAUACAUUAAAAGAGGAACAAAGAAGAAGAAGAAGAAGAAGUAGAAGAAAAAGAUUUAUGCUUGAUCAAGUUUCAUUCACGUCAGAAUCAUAUAAAUUUAAUAUGAGUACGUCUGCGGCUGACGGACACGUUCUUGUUGCCGUUGUGUGCAACAAUUAUGUUUUAUAUUAUUUUGUUUUUUGAUAGAGGCAACAACAUCUACGUGUUCCAGCUCUUUGGAUAGAUGAAUUUCAAAAUAGAAUAUUGAGAGAUAGACUCGCCAUGAUAUUUUCUCUUGUGUUUUUUUAAUUUAAUUUAAUUUUUUGCAACAGUGUAUUUAAUGAUCUUUGCUCAUUAAUAUCACUGUACUAUACACUUUACUUUUAUACUCAUGUCAUUUUGACCAAGCAAUAUGCUGUUUGUAUAGUAAAAGGUUAUAUUGCAGGUGUACUCCCACCAUUUUUUACUGUGCUUAUACACUGCGUCUCACUUCAGGGUUUUGAUUUUUCUUUUAUACUUUACAUUAGAAAAGCUUUAUUCAGGAGGACUUUCUCUGCAUUUUCCUUGACUGAUCCACCUUUAAAUAUUUUCAAAAAAGCUGCCUCUUCGAGGGCUCAUUGACAGUCGGUUAGGAUCUGAAUCAGUUCUCAAAUCUGCCACAAAACAUGAAGCAUUUUUAAAAAAACAAAACAAUACGAGCACUGAUAUUAGUGGAUUCAACAAGUCAGGAUUCUUGCAUUUCUAUUGCUAAAAUUGUUUGCACUUGGCUUUACAAUGGUCACUGUUUCAAAUUCAGGGCCCAAGUAUGUACAAAUAUUUUUGGAUUUCUGAUCCGUGACCAGUUUUGUCUCUUUACUUCACAGUCUUGUUACCCGAUCGCCAUACGCAGUAUUCCAAUUCUCAUUAUGCUCGAUGUACACAGAAUAUUUUGUAUUAUUUUUAUCGUAUUCUUUUUAAUUUCACAAUAUGAAAUUCCUGUUCGUCAGAUGAGGGGAAAAUAGGAGCGGUGGAAACUUUUGGCUACUUGAUGAUGCAUCCGUCAACAAAGAAGAAAACAUUUUCUCCCUUUAUGUCAUGGUCUCAACCAGUGAUGGAUAAAUGACUGACUGAGAACACGGACAAUUAUUUUUGCACUUUAUGGUUUGAAUGUGAAGCCGUGGGGGGUUUGUCACAAUUCUGAGCACUUUGUUUUGGAUCGGUACAUUUUAAUCUAAAUUUGACUCCGUCAGAGACUUUGAAUGACAUUGUUUUUAUUUGUAACUUUCUGUGUGGUCCCAGUAUUAUCACGUCAUUAUUAGAAUUUUCUCUGUUCAUAGAUUCAGUACAGUUUAGCGUAAUAGGAACGCGUUUAUAUAAAAACCCUCCUAUUCUCAUUUUUGGUUGCAAAAAAACAACAAACAAAAACAACAUGAGCCCCUGGGCUGAGCAUGAUGUUUUCCAUUUUGCUGGAGUCAAGGAACAUGAAUUCAGCAAUAAUCAGUUUCCUUUUAUUUGUUGAUGGAGCAAAUGAAUGCAUUUGAAAAUUGUUUUUUUUGUUUUUUUUCAUUUUUGAAAUACAUACCAUGUUAAGGAUACAUCAUGCAGAUUAAAUUUCAUCUCUGAA